This is a messenger RNA of Myripristis murdjan (pinecone soldierfish), 7656 nucleotides long. RefSeq names its product DENN/MADD domain containing 1B (gene dennd1b). Gene Ontology annotation, molecular function: phosphatidylinositol phosphate binding; guanyl-nucleotide exchange factor activity. The transcript is spliced from 23 exons. Gene Ontology annotation, biological process: endocytic recycling; endocytosis. The coding region runs from base 259 to 2949 and encodes 896 amino acids. The record is from RefSeq and is a predicted model, not a curated record. NCBI's taxonomy places the organism in Eukaryota, Metazoa, Chordata, Actinopteri, Holocentriformes, Holocentridae. Gene Ontology annotation, cellular component: nuclear speck; cytosol; intracellular membrane-bounded organelle.
UUUGUUGUGGGAAAUAACCACCGUGGGACUGACCUGAUAUUCAGGCCACCUCAGCGGCACACAUACAGCACAAGGAAGACAUACAUCUGUACACUAGCCUCCCUCCAAGCAUGUCGUCGCAGCUUUCGACCGGUAUCAGAUAAAGAUAGCACAAGUUACGGAUAAGGCUAGGAAGGACGAGGGGGAAAAUCUUGUGUCUCUCGGACAACCAGUAGAGCCGCCGACAGCCCGGAGCUGUCGCGAUGUUGUAGCUAAACCAUGGACAGCAGAAUAAAGGAGAAUCCAGAAAGAACAUUUGAUCUGGUUCUACAGGUGGCAUGUCCAACAUCUGAAAAUGACGAUCCAGCCGUGCUGUGGAGCUUCCCCCAGGACCACACAGACCAGGAGGUCCUGCAGACGAUACCAAAGUUCUGCUUUCCCUUUGACGUGGAAAGGGUGUCCCAGAGUCAGGUGGGGCAGAACUUCACCUUUGUGCUGACGGACAUCGACAGCAAACAGAGGUUUGGUUUCUGCCGACUCACUCAAGGCUGCCGGGUCUGCAUAUGUCUACUCAGUUAUCUCCCAUGGUUCGAAAUCUACUACAAGCUGCUAAAUACCCUGGCAGACUACUUAUGUAAACACCAGGAAAAUGACUUGAAUGACAUGCUGAAUUCUCUGUAUGAUCUGCCCGUGCCAAAGCCCUUUACGCCAGUCAACCUGAGUGUGAAUGAGCAGUUGUAUAUUGCCACUGGGCAAGUACUGAGAGAUCGGCGAAGCAAGGAGCCGCACUCCUACUUCAUUGCCCCGGAUAUCAACGGACUGCCAACGAUCCCUGAGAGUAGGAACCUGACAGAGUACUUUGUGGCUGUCGACGUCAACAACAUGCUCCAGCUCUACGCCAGCAUGCUGCACGAGCGGCGCAUCAUCAUUACCUCAAGCAAGCUUAGCACUUUAACUGCAUGUGUCCACGGUGCGACUGCCAUGCUCUUCCCCAUGUACUGGCAGCACAUCUUCAUCCCUGUGCUGCCUCCGCAUCUUCUGGACUACUGCUGUGCCCCCAUGCCAUACUUGGUAGGAGUUCAUCUUAGUCUCCUUGAGCGAGUGCGCAGUCGGUCACUGGAGGAUGUGGUCAUUCUGAACGUAGACACCAACACCCUGGAGAGCCCGUCUGAUGACCUGCAGAACCUGCCCAGCGAUGUGGUGUCCUCUCUGAAGAGCAAGCUGAAGAAGCAAUCAACAGCAACAGGAAGUGGUGUAGCCCGGGCCUUCCUGAGAGCGCAGGCCGCUCUGUUUGGAUCCUACCGCGACGCCCUCAGAUACAAACCUGGGGAGCCAAUCACCUUCUGUGAGGAGAGCUUUGUGAACCAUCGCUCAAGCACCAUGAGGAACUUCCUGUCCAUGGCAGUCAACCUGCAGCUCUUCAAACAGUUCAUCGAUGGACGGCUGGCCAAAUUGAAUGCAGGCCGCGGCUUCACCGAUGUGUUUGAGGAGGAGAUCACGGAGGGGGGCUUCUGUGGAAGUAAUUCAAGGUCCUAUCAACAAUGGAUGCACACUGUGAAGAGAGGAGGAGCGCUCAUCAACACAGCGGUGACAAAGGCCAAGAGUCAUGCCAAGAGGGGCAUCCGGGACAUUAAGGGCAGGCUCAAAGCAAGGGAGGAGGAAGAGGAGGGCAUGACAUUCUGUGCAGGGUCUCCAACCAGCACCAAGAGCCUGUCGCCCAGGAGACUGCAGAAGAUGAGGAGGCAACAUAACUUCAAGUCUCCUGUGAACAUGGGCCCUCGCGAUCAGGGUUUAGGAUUUGGGCUUGACGAUGAUGAGCUGGACACUGCAAGCAAGAUCUCCUCAGAGGACAGUGGCGAGGUUCAUUCCUACAUCGAGGACAGCGACGAUUCCUACUCGCUGGACUUGGACAUCGACUCCUCAAACAGCGGUCAGAUGAAUCUGCUGGAAGAGAUCCUGGACUCUCUGAAUACGACGACAGUGGAGCAGGGCAAACUCAGCGCUGCCAAGAGCCUGGACUUCUUCAGGUCCAUGGAUGAUUUAGACUACAUCGCCCCGAACAAGUCCACAACCUCCGGUGACUCUAAACCCGCAGGUGGGAGCGGCUCUGGCGGGGACGGGGAUCCAGGAGGCUGGAAUAUGGGCCAGGAUGACAGUGCAGUUCAUGGAAAACACCUACCCCCAUCCCCACGCAGACAGCCCAACAAGAGCAGUAUGAAGGUGUCAAAGAACCACAAGACAGCGCCUCCACCGCCCGAUUCGAGCACUGUCCCAGGCACAGGCCAGGGCCAGGACACGGACGUCUCCAAGGUCCAGUCACAUCUUCAUCAGCCGACUUUAGAACCAGCUCCUCAGCCUUUACCUCCAGGACGACAACAAGGCAACCGUUUCUCCUACUCGCCAUCAAUGUCCCAUAAAGUUACACCGACCCUGCCACCAUCUCCCCCUCUCUCCCACGCCUACAAUUCUCCACCGCAACCACCUGUUAGCCAGCCAUAUUCUCCUCUACCAUCAGCCCGCUCUCGAACCGUCUCAGACCCCCAAACCAGCACUGAGUCUCUCCAGCCCCAGAAUGUGACUGCCUCCACCAGCAUCCUGAGGAGGAAGGUGCUUUCCAAGGAGACAGUGAGGCAGUACCAGGAAAAGGCCCUUCAGAGGCAGGGCAGCAAGGGCCGCCAGGAGAGUCUGGGGAGCCCGUCUCGGAGCAGCCAGUCAACUAUACAGGUCCCCUGGGAGAAAGAGGUCCCCGAGGAGAGCCUUCUGGGGCUAGGCCUGUGUCUCGGCCAGGGUAAAGGCUCUGGAGCUGCUGCGGUGCCGGAAAAAGGCCUCCUGGAGGAGAUUGAGUCCAUGUGUUGCCUCGGUUCAGUCCUCCAAACCAGCCUGGAGCUCUCCCAAGUCCACUGCAACUCCAACAACAGCCACAGCCACAGUCAUCACCACGUCCAGGGCAAAGCCACAGACAAGUCCUGAGGGAGGCCAAACCCUGGGGAAUAAGAAUCAGCGCCUAUAAAAUGCCAUAGGUUCUUUCAAAUCUUUAUUAUCAUAAAUCUUGGAGGUCAAUUAGCUGCUGCCUCAAAGAACUGAAUCGGUUUAUUCUUUGCUGAUUUUACCAUUCAGCCAUCAGGAAGAGUUAUGAACCGAUCUGAUGUCAUCAGUAAAGGCUGCCACGAACAAGAAGUCACAGCCUACAGCAGGAAACAGGAGAUGAUGAGUUGGUAUUGACAGCUCGCUGUGACUUUCAUAGUAUUUCUGUCUGUAAUAAUAAUGAAAUUCUGGACAACACUGGUAUAUUCACACAUUGGUCUUUUUCCUUUCAUAACAUAUUAACAAUACAUAACUGAAAAGACUCAUAAAUCAAAUCCGGGGGAAAAUAUGACUAGCCGACCAGUAAUGGAGGAAUUUUUGACUCCUCCUAAAGGAAAGCAGAAAAGGCUCAGUACUUCAUCAGGAUCAAGAAGGGAUGAUGUCUCCUCAUCACACCAUCAUGUCAGUCUUACACUCACGGUUUUCCCAACAUUUUACACGGUCAAACUGAAUUUGCACUCGUAGGUGAAUAGGUACUAUUCAGUCACUGUUACCCGGUACUAACGUCAUUAGAACAGCAACAACAACAACAACAACAACAACAACAAAAACACAUAUAUCAGGCACUUGGGGUUUUUCAGACCCAAAUUCAGCUCUGGCCUUUGGAAUUAAUUAUACACUGUGUAAAAUAGUUGUUCUAUCACCAUGCCUUAAAUGGAGGUGUGAUUUUGUUUUUGGCACUGCGCUGUCUUAAUCUACAGUUACUCAUGUACUGUAACAGGUACUUUAUAAUCGGUGUAAUUAGCACAGUCAAAUUUGAAAUGCAAACAUUUUUUAUGUGAUGAAAGCAUAACUGUAGUUGCACAGCACUGUAUUUCUAUGGAUAAAUAGAAUAGGUUAAGAUAUACUUAUAUAUAUAUACAUAAUGCGCUUUAAGGUGCUGUUUUUAGUUGCAUUCCAGAUAAUUAGAUGCUCGUGGAAAUUCUUCCUCUCUCUCUCGUUUCUCAGGACACUUCAGUCAGUCUGAAGAGAUGAAAAUGAGUGCAGAUACAGUUAAAAUGAAUGAUCUGAAAACACCCAUGUCCAUCCUUUCUGUCUCUCUCUCUGUCUUUCUCACACUCACCAGUUUCUCUCUCCUUCUCUUUCCACCGUCCUCCGUCAUCUCUCUCCUCCUCAUGUUGUUUCCCUCACUUUUCCACUCCUCACCUCUCACAGCACGUCUCACUUUAAGUCUUGAAAAUAGCGGCUGGUUGUUACAGAGCUCAUGUGGUUGCAGAGGUGAUAUGGUACUAUAAGGUGUACUUUAUUUCAUACAGUCCAUCUCUUUCUGUCUGUCUUUCUUUCCCUUUGUCUCUCACUCAUGAGGAAAUGCAAGCUCUGUCCUUCUAGGUUAGAGUGACACUGUAAUUUAAUGCAAUGCUUGAUGAUUGUACUGUAAUGAAGCAAUACGGUUCUCCUCAGAGAGUAGCUAUAUGGAUGUAACAUGUACAAAGUGAAUUUUUUUCUAAAACAGUUUCUCCCGUGGAGAGUUUGCUGCGUCCAGAGAUUUGUGUUUCCCACGAUUCCCUGCGUUGCCACAAACCCAGAGAAAGAAGAAAAGCAUUUUCAUGUGCUUGUGUUGGGAUUAUUAUGUUUAUGGUUCGUUGUUCUUAUGAUUUAUGCCAGACGCCAGUCAGUGUGGCGGUUUAACAGCAGCUCCCUCUCCACUUUUUGAGUGCUGCUCUGCGUUAACGAUUUGCUCAUAAAGUCUUUGGCAUGCUUCUAAAGGCCCAGGAAUCGGUCUGAGUACUUCCAAAAAAAAAAAAAAAGACUCCAGAACAAUCCCUCUACAGGCCUUUAUUCAUUCAAAACACUUUAAUAAUAAUAAUUUACUAUGCAAAACUAUAAAGUGGUCAAAAUGGUAAUUUUUUUGACCAGUUACUGCAUCAGAUUGCAUUAUUUUAUUUGACAAAAAGUAAAUAGAUAAUUAGAGAAGACUCAUUUGAGUCAGUGACCCUAAAUGUGUAUCAAAGAUAUUUUGUGUGGUCAGCAUGUGUGAGCUGCGAUGUGUCUGUGGGUGUUAAUGACCGAGUAAAUGGUGUGCCUUAUAUGAGAACCACCCAGUAUAAUCAGAACAAGGUACAGUAUUAGAGUCAGUAAGGGUAUAAGGGACUAUGUCUUCAGACCACUUUUACACACAGUUGUUUAUUUAUAUAAUAAAGAAACCAGAGCAAGAAGGCCUAAUUUGGUCCAGAGAAGCUAUUGUGACCUGAAACGAACUUCGGUACUUGAACUGUCUUCAGCUCGUUUCUUUGUUCUUGAAACAAAUCCAGAAUCUCUGCAUCCACAGUUCACAGCUGGGGUUACUCCUUCAGAGUUUUGCUUUGCUGCGGUGGUUGGAGGGAAUCCCCCUGCCUAUACUUAAGAUCUCUCAAUCUCUCUCAUGGUAUUUGUCUUUUUGUAAGUUAGGUACUCUCUUUGAUUUGACUAUUUUGUGAUUAUAGUUUGUGCUUUUCUCUGUUGUCUCUUUUUGUUCUCUCCUUUUUUUGUAAUUCCCUCGAACGCGCUUUCUGAGUUAACAGUAUUCAAAAGGGUCUCUCUCUAGUUAAACAUCAAUAUUGAUUUCAUAUUGAUGAAAAAUUAUUUUCAACUAUGACUAGACAUGUAUUUUUGCUGGCUUGAGUAUAUUUUACAUGGAUAAUAUAUGAUCGGUGUUGUAUGUUGUAAAAAUGACACCCAAUAUUUGAAUGUUUUAGAUUUUAUUUUUGUGGAAAAAAAAAGAUAAAUUUUGUAGAAUAUUAUCGCAUGUCCCAUCUAGCCAUUCAUGUUCAGAAGCAUUUGAUACCUUGUAAUCAAACUCAGCUGAGACUGAGACUUGCUUGCACAUGGAAGAGCAUACCUGCUUACUGCUAUAUCCGCAUGUAUAUUUGUUGUAAGCUAUGAUUUCAAACACAUUUCUUCAAAUGUGGUCUGUUCUGCUGGUAUUACGAUUGUCCCAGUAUUUAGCGCAUCCAUCAAAUCGAGAAUGAUGGAAAAAGCAUUAUAAGGAUUGUAGAGUACACUCUCAUUCUGCCUUGCAUUGAUUAUUGUAGAAUUAAGUCAUCUGCCUUGCACUUUUAGUGUUACCACAAAACUACUUUUCUUGGUUGGUUUAUUACACACCCAUGACUACUGUACAUCUAACCUUAGAGGUUCGUGGAGGAUAAACUUGAGCAGUGUCUUACCUGCAGCUGCUGGUAGAGGGUGAGGGUGACACGUUAGAGGAACAGUUAAGCCAAAAAAAAAAAAAAAAAAAAACGAUCGAAAAAGAUAGAAAAAAAGAGGAUAUUUUCCCAGAGUUUCUCAAGAGAGUUUCUGUGUGGCUUGGCUAGGUUCCUCUGGCAGUCCAGUACGAUGGGGCUGGUCGGGUAGUCAACUGUGGACCUUGACAUCGUCAAACAUUUACAUGUGAAAAACUCAACGGCAACAGCUCUUUCCCAAAACAGUGACACUGAUACCUGAAAUAAUCCACAGCCCUUGUUAGCGGUGAGUUUUGUCAGGCACUCUUCUCCUGCUGAAGGACACUGGCAAACUGUACCUGUCCACCCUCAACACGUUUGUGGUAGAGGCUGAUGCAUACAGUUUGGUGGUGUACACUUCUGACAUUUUUGAGCUCCACACAUAAUACCUGUCCAGCUGCAUUGUCCUGGGGUGAAGGGAGACAGCGGAGAUUGCAGCAGACUGGAAACCUCGCCACAUCAGACAGAAACGAUAUUGGACAUGGGGUGAACUGCUCCUUUAAGCUUUAGUAACUUUGGUCUUGUGUACACUAAUCUUGUACAAUGAUGAAUACAUGUAUGUUAGGGGAUUGACAUUUCAGUGUCUGAGGGUACAAGAUAGAUAACCAAGAAGGCAAGGAAGAUGGCCCACUUCUGCGGGGUUGUGUUUGUGCUGAAAUGGGCAGUGAAACGAGCGUCGUGUCUCAGUGUAAACGAAGCCUGGGGGCCGUGAAGCCGGCGUUUCUAACAAUGAAUGUCUGUCAACUCCCUGACUGACUGAAUGACUGACUGGAAAAGAAAGGAAAUCCAGAGUAAUAUGCCUGUGUGUAUCCCUAUAGCAUUUUCUCCACUCUCCUGACAACAUGACAUGCAACAUACUUUGCGGUAAAAGGAUUAAUAAAUGUAGCCAAUAAUGAUGAGAACGAUUGUCCUGACAUUUCAGGUUUGAGAUGAGCACAAGGUGAUUGAAAUCAGGUUGAAACUUCUGCUUGAGAUACCAGCGGAAGUUUUUUUUUUUUUUUUUUUUUUUUUUUUGGUCUUAUUUCAAAGUGGGAACAAAAUUUACACUUCAUACAUUUAUAAAGCUAUGAAUUUGGUGAAGAAAGACGGACCAGUUCCUCUAAUAAAAAAAACAAAACAAAACAAAAAAAUAAUCAAUCCGCCAUGUGCUCAGUAUAGUGUUAAACUUGGUCUAGUGACAUUGGGCAACUUUUUUUUUUUAUCUUGGUCCCUUGUUCUAGUGACUUUCUAGCUCUGUGCACACUUAUCUUGCAUGUUCUCAUUGCAGAAAAACUGUCUUAAACAACUGAGGUCAAUCUAAUGUGCUAUUGAUGAGUAACUUGGUACAAUGGUACACAACUGUAUGCACUGUGAACUGAAAAUAAAUUAUACUGUUUCAUGGUAAUGCAGCCUUUGA